Symbiodinium necroappetens is the source of this 323-nucleotide messenger RNA. The record is from the annotation of a GenBank genome assembly. Lineage: Eukaryota; Dinophyceae; Suessiales; Symbiodiniaceae.
GUUGCUGCUUCAGCUGCCUGUCUUCUGGGGCCUCUACCGUGCCAUCCGGCGCCUGGCGAUUGUGGAGUAUCCUCAUCUCAAGGAGCCCUUCCUGUGGAUCCCGUCCCUGUACGGCCCGAAUUUCAAGCCCGACCCAAGCUUCGACUGGAUCACUCAGUGGCAGGGACCCCUCAUCGAGCUGCAUCCAAAGAUCGGCUGGGAGACCUUCUCGCUCUAUGCGAUCCUACCGGCCGCCAUCUUCGUCUCCUACCGCUACGUGCUGUCGGAGGCCUUGGAGGAUGAGAACGCGCCAAAGCUCUUGCAGUUCACCCCGUUCCUCCUGA